Messenger RNA from Drosophila simulans, 2517 nucleotides. RefSeq lists its product as uncharacterized. Gene Ontology annotation, biological process: regulation of alternative mRNA splicing, via spliceosome. Gene Ontology annotation, molecular function: mRNA binding. The record is from RefSeq and is a predicted model, not a curated record. Lineage: Eukaryota; Metazoa; Arthropoda; Insecta; Diptera; Drosophilidae. The transcript is spliced from 8 exons. Gene Ontology annotation, cellular component: nucleus. Bases 765 to 2237 code for a protein of 490 amino acids.
CAUCAGUUGCGCGUCGGGCCCUAAACGGAACGGUUCGAGAACUUCGGCAUGCGGCUGCUCUCGAGAUCGGAGGAGUGCUAGCAGUAGCCAGUGGACACACAAACAGCCAGCAUCCACAGUCAGGUGUUUGGCGCCAAGUUGCCCCAGAGAGACAAAUUGUUUAUCUUGUGUCAAGUGGUGUAUGGCCACCCCUUUGGCCAACACCCACUUUAGCUUCAACUCCAGUGAAAGUUUGUUGUCGCCAUACAGCCAUACAGCCAUCCAGCCAUUCAGCUAUCCAAACAUCUAGCCACUCCGGUGGCGUUUUGUUCUGCGGCUGCCAGGCUAACCGAAUUCAGUUGGAUCCUUGCGGUUUCGGGCGCCCGAAAUCGGAUGACAUUAUCUGCCACGGGACGCGGUGGUUCCUCGAGGAGUUGAGUCGAGUGUAGUGGAGUGGAGUCGCGUAGAUUCGAGUGGAAUGGUGCCGAGUGAGUCGGAAUUAAAAGCGGAGCAAGGCGUCGCACCUUUAGGCAUGCAUCUUUAAUCAGGCCCCAAUGAAUUUCCGCGCGAAAUGUUUACGGCCUAUGAAUAAGCAAUGAAAUAAGCGCUCACGGGCAUUUGUCAUUUGGCAAAGUGAAAAUUGAAGUGACUGUGAAAAUUGAGACAAAUGUGUUGUGCAUCGGCAGUCGAGUAUUGAAGCAAGGAAGGACCAAGCUAACCCGGCAAUCCCGGCAAUCCGGGCAUAAUUUCUUCUUAACUAGUCACCGCAAGAAAAGCAACAAAGGAUGGAAACUAAAGCUGGCUUAAGUGCGCUGGAGGAAAGGUCCCUGAAAGGUUCAGAGAAACUUAAAAUGCUGGACAUCACACGCGACAAGCCGGUGAAGGUGGCCGUCAAAGUGGCCGUUCCUGUGCGGGAUCACCCAAAGUUCAAUUUCGUGGGCAAGCUGCUCGGACCCAAGGGCAACUCGAUGAAGCGCCUGCAGGAGGACACCAUGUGCAAGAUGGCCGUUCUGGGACGCGGAUCGAUGCGGGACCGGCGGAAGGAGGAGGAGCUGCGGGGCAGUGGCGACAGUCGCUACGCCCAUCUCUUCGAGGACCUGCACGUCGAGAUCUCGACCUUCGCCGCUCCGGCGGAGGCCCAUGCCCGGAUAGCCUACGCGCUGGCGGAAGUGCGCCGCUUUCUGGUUCCGGACUACCACGAUGACAUCCGCCAGGAGCAAAUGUGGGAGAUGCAGGCGCUGACGUCCACGCCCGCACUGGGUGCCCACUCGCUGGAGGAUUCGCAUAGCCCCACCAUCAACAGCAGCAGCCAGGUGGGCGGCCCCACCAACUCCUCCUCCAAUGGGGCCAGUGGGCGUGGCCUGGGCGGCGGACUGGCCGACAUGGACACGUCCAACGAUGACAAAUCGGACGACGCCAGCGGCAUGGAGUGCCUGUCGGCAGUCGACAAGCUUGACUGCUCGUCCAGCUGCGCCAGUCUGGGCAUCAGUGGCAUCACUACCAUCAGCACCACCAGCUCAGAGCAUCCGCAUCCGCACCAGCACCACCAGCAGCACCAACAGCACCACGCCCACCUGCACCCAGCACACGCCCAUGGAAACCAGCAGCAGCAGCAACAGCAGGUCCAGCACCACCACAGCCACCAGGCGCACUUCCACCAGCUCCUGCAGCAGGCUCACGGAGGAGCCAGUGCCGCAGCGGCUGCCUGCGGGGAGCAUCUCUCCGGACAGGCGACUCCGGCGACGGCGGCGGCACUGCACACCACAGCCAUGGCAGUGGCACUCCAGCAUCAGCUGACAGCCGCAGGAAUCGGAGGACUUCUGAAGCCGGCCACCGGAGUGGGGGCCACCAUGGCCGGGCUGCCCACCACCCAGGCGGGAGCCGCCGCACUUCAGUUGCCCGGCGACGGGGAGUCAUCCGGAUCGACGCUCACGCUGCUGGAGCCACCGGGCACCGCACUCCUGCAUCCCGCUCUGCGCAACGUCAAGACCAUCAACAUUGGUGGCGGCCUGGGAAGGAAGCGUCCACUGCUGGGUGUUCCCCGCUCCGGUAUGAAUCCCACCAAGCGCACGGUGAUGAGCCUGCUGGCCAGGGCCAAGAACUCGCAGGCGCUGCACUCGGUCCGCCAGCCGAUGGUGACGGCCACCAGUUUCGCUGAACCCUUGCAGAUGCUGGCCUCGCCGUUCAUCAUCCCGCACCGGGCGGUGGACCAGCCGAUCCUGGCGCUGUCGAAGGAGAGCCUCGCGCAGGGCGUCUAACCCAGUGAGCUGCUCCACCUGCGGCUGCCCAGAUAGACCAAUCUGACCGAAUACCACCUGCCCCGCCUCACGCUUGGGAGGAUCAGCGAGAGUCUCGAGGAGAUUAGCGAAUAUUUCUAGGCGAUGUUUGCGUAGUUGAUGCGUACUUGUACUUGUACUCUCCCCGUAGUAAGGCUAUACCGAUCUUUAGGGACUAACUGUGAACUUAUCCGAGCGAAUCUCGAGCUCGUGCUACACGAUUUUAUUUUUUACAGAGAAUAAACGGAGCGUCUAUUUGCAA